CGCAGACUGCUCAUUAUCUCCAUGGCUGCUGAUGAGAGCCGACAGGAGUCGAACCUGCCCGAAAUGCGCCAACUCGGGUGUGCGUUCGUGUGUUUAUAGAGCAAUACGUCCAGCUGAUUAACACACGCUCAUCGGUUGUUGUCAGCAGUUAAGAAAGUCUUCUCUUUACGUAAUCGUUUUCCCCCCAAUUAUGCACAUGGUACAUUGAUGCCGCGUGGACCAGGAUUAUUUUUGCAGAGGAGAUCUCUAGUGCUCUCCCCUCCUCCCCACAUCCGCUGUUGUCCUCAACAGCAGACACACGGACUCACAGACUGGGACUUUUUGUCUGGAGCACCAUUGUAAACAGGCGAGGAGCCGUUUUCAUCAAAUACAACAUCGCUCCAUCAUAGGUUGAAGCCUUCAGUCAGCAAUGCCUGGGAAUCGUCCAACUGCUCCUCCCUGUUGUUCUCUGAGAAUGGGAUCCUAGUAAACCUCUCUGGGAUUUAGUUCAACUGCUAGCAUGUUGCAGCCUUCCACCAGAACAGGUGACUUCCUGUUGGAAACAUUACCUCAUUGGAGAAAGCGUCCGAGAUGGGUUCUCUCCUUGACCCUUUGCAUGGCUCUCCUCUGGCUUCCAGGGGCGACGGCAUCGAUCCUAAACUGCCACAAGACAUGCAUCUGCGCCUCAAACAUAGUGAGCUGCUCCAAGAUGAAUCUGACCUACGUCCCGAGAGGUAUACCACUUUACACUGCUGUGCUGGAUAUCAGCUACAAUGAGAUAGAUAGGCUGCGAGCUGACUGGACCCUGGCCAAGCUCCCGAAGCUCCAUAACCUCCUCCUCAGCCAUAAUGGUCUCAACUUCCUGUCUUCAGAGGCGUUCGUAAAUGUGAAGCACCUACGUUACUUGGACCUGUCCUCAAACAACUUGGAAUUGCUGGACGAGUUCAUCUUUGAACCUUUGGUCAACCUGGAGGUCCUCUUGCUGUAUAAUAACCAAAUUUCCCAGAUUAACCGCGCAGCCUUUAUCACCGUGGUCAAACUUCAGAAGCUCUACCUUAGUCAAAACCAAAUCUCCCGCUUUCCCGCGGAGCUGGUCAAGGAAAAGUCCCGCCUAGAGAACCUUAGUCUGCUGGAUGUGUCCUCCAACAAAAUCAAGAUGCUACUCAUUGAUGAACUCCAGGAACUGCCUGCCUGGAUUAGAAAUGGCCUCUACUUUCACAAUAACCCUCUGCUGUGUCACUGUGAUCUCUACACACUCCUCGCCCAUUGGUAUAUUCGAAAGCUCAACUCUGCGGUGGAUUUUAAAGAUGAAUACACGUGUAUCCUGCCUGGCCCUCAAAAAACCAAAGUGGGUGUUUUUGAACUCAGCGGUUAUCACAUGAACUGCAGCACAUUCAAGGAGGCAGAUGAAGAGGCAUUUCUGGAGCAGAGGCUGAUCCUUGGCUGUGACACCAAACACAAGAACAUGGUAAAGACCUGGAUAAUGCCUGGUAAUGUCGUGGUGAUGCCUGGAAGCAACCAAACCGCCAAAGUCGUGCAAGAUGGUAAGCUGCAGAUUACUUCAGUGAGGAACGAGGAUUCUGGGACGUACACUUGCUUUGCGACAAGCGAGGCCUUCAAUGAAACGAUCUAUGUGGUGCUGAAGGUCCACAACUUUACAAUGGACGGGAUUGGGGACUCCCUGAACACAGCUUACACAACCUUAGUGGGCUGUCUGUCCAGUGUGGUUCUGGUGCUUAUGUAUCUUUACCUGACGCCGUGUCGCUGCUUCUGUUGCCCCAACAAAGGAAAGACGCGGGGUGAGGACAGCAUCCACUCGUCCAUGCUCAGUGUGACACCGACCCAUGAGGAACCAACGCUGAAGGCCGAUUUGAACAGGCACGUGGCAUUCAUAGACUCCAAGGACUUGCAGGGCCAAAACGGCAAGCUAAACCCCAAUGGGGAUGGGGAUGAGGAUGAGGAUGAGGAUGAUGAUGAUAUGGAUGCAGAGGCUGGUUCUCUUAUGAAGGGCAAGAGGAAGAAGUCAGUAGCAGAGUCCAUCAGCUCCGUCUUCUCAGACACUCCCAUGGUGGUCUGAGGUGUGACCGGCAAUGACGAUGAAUGCCACAUGACUGGGUGUAUAUGGUACAACAUUAGCCAUGUUUUAGUUAAUAUAAACUGUAACUGUGACCUUGGCGGAGAAAACAAAAGAAGGCUGUUCAUCUGUAGUUGCUGGCACGUGGAAAUAAGGAUUUUAAAGGGAGUUUUAAAAAAAAAAACUGUCUUGUCAACAAGUACAAGAAGCAGGACUUUUCCAGCAUUUUAAUCUGUAGCACUUAAUAUUCAUACUGUGAAGGAAUGGCAGUGUACAUGAACAUUGGAAACUACUGAAGUCUUAUGAGAGUGAAAUGUAGAUGAUGUAUUGUCAAUAUAAGCUCUCAGGAAGUGAUCCAUUAAACUGCGUGUGGAGAAUACAUAUGAUUCGAUGCACAGGUUGAAAUUUGAUUGGAAGUAUACAGUGAACCCAUGGCUGGCUCAUAAUAAUUAUUAUUACAAAGACUAGAAUAGAUUGCAUCUUACCUAAACAUUAGAGCAUAGACCACUUUAUACCACUCUUCUGUUAACACAGGGACAGAGACUCAGAAAGGCCACCGUCACCAGGCUGUGAUCUAUCUAUAACCUUGAGUCAUCUAUAGAGGAACUGCAUGCCAUAAACCCACAUUACAGGUCUCUAACUGAUCUGUAUAAGUAGGGGAAGAAAACGUAUUAAUUGGAAGUUUAGUCAUUUGUAUAAAGAAAAAGCAGUAGCACAAACAUUAAAUUAAGAAGGUAAUUUCACUGUACUUCAUAGCUGAUACCUGCAAUGUACUAAGAUAUAGUUUUUCAGACAGAUCUUUAUUUUGAUUUGAUGUAUAGUCUUAUGUGUAGCGAUGUAGGGGAAAUUGCAUAAUUGCUAAUUGCAUCGAAAGCAAUUUGGAGGGGUACAUUUACAUAGAGGUAUGGUAUAAACUAGUUAGACAGCUCGAGGCGGAUCAAUGCUUAUGAGAAAAUUGUGUAUCAAACUAGUUGUCCUAACCAAAAAAAAACGUACAGAAUGAAAAACGCCUAAAGCAGACACUCAUUAGAUGCAGAGAAUUAAGAGUUUGACCUUAUCUAUUGGCCAAGUUAUAGCCUUUCUUUCUCUCCAUUACACUGGCAGGAAGUGAAAUGCCAAGCUAAAAUGCUUCUAGGUUAAAUUGGUUUUUCCUUCUGAAUGUAAAAUGUGCACCUUACUCAAAAUCCUGAAUAUUAUAAUGUACAUUGCUUAAAAAAGAAAUUAGGAAAACACUGGGAGUAUUCAUAUCAUAAAUUAUGUAGUAGAUUUAAAUAUUCAAUUUUGCAAACCUGCAAGAUUACAAGUGUUUUUUUUCUUGUGGUAGGUAGAAAAAUCUGUAUGUUGUAUUAACAGGUAAAGAUGCCAAAUAAUAAAACCUACAGGAGACUUUGAGUAAUGAAGAUGUUACACGAGAGAGAUGAGUUUGAAGCUACUGGAAACAAACUCUUGUAAAACAGGACGCACAUGAUCCUUCAGAAAAUAACUUAAUCUAUAGAAGAGUGAAUUUUCUAAGCAAGACACCUCAUAUGCUGUGCAUAUUACAAUAACUAGGUUUUAAACAGGCAACAAGAAAGUGGGAUUUAAUUCAACUGUGCGGCGUUUGUGUCGUAAUACAAUGCUAGCCCGGCGUAAAAGCUAAUUGCAUCGUUUGAUGUGAUGCGGCUUCCCUCUGCUACCCAUGUCUUUGUCUCUGUGAGCAGGAGGGGAUAGGUGUGUUAUCAUGAGCCACAGCAACACAAAGCCAUUCUCGGUGGCUCCCUGUUCACUGACAGCCUCCAUUCAGCUCAGAAUGUGUUAGCUUUGUUUGUGAACCUCUGUCAUUACAAGGCUGCCCUCGCUGAAGUUCAAAAGCAAUCAUUCAAACAGGCAAUGAAUGGGAUACCCUUUAAGUAGUCUCUAAUUUGGUUAUGAGGGGAACGCUUGGAGCUUUCAUUAAACAUGUUCUCCACCACUGAGUCAUAUGAUUGGAAAAUAUAAUAUUAGAACUUGGAAAUAGUCAUUUUUGAAAUCAUUUCUCAGUGCGUUUUAGUUUUCCACUUUAACACCACAGCACAAAUAAUAACAGAUUGGUAUGUAAAUUCACAUACAUAUUGCAAAAUAGCUAUCAAAUGGUAAAAUGUCUUGAGCGUAAUAGGUUUUUACGCAAAAUUAAUGUUAUAUUCACGGCUGCAGUGUGCAACUCAGCAUCUUCCGUGAGUGGGUGAGAAAAGGAAGUCACACUUAUCAGAGAGGUGGUGCGUGAAUCAUGCCACUCUCGCACACCAGGUGGAAAAAUAUCAAAUAUACCAUCAGACGCAUUAAAAGGAAGCCACAUUUAGCCCUUCUGCUGGCUGGCUGAAAUUGGCAAAGAAUCGUGCUCGCUUUUAAGGAUCGAACACCGGAGUAUUGCCCUCUAUAUUCAAUUGUUCUGUUCCCUUCUUUCUCAUCAUGGGGCCAAUAUAAUACAUCUAGGAAUUAAAUCCCUGGCCACUCAAGGCAGCAUGAGGAUCUACUAAAUGUCACAGAAUCUAAAAUGAUACAGAGAUGGCUGUUGAAUAGCCCACAUUGAACUGGCAGACCAUUUCAUAAAAAAAUGUGUUUGCCCAGAAAAAAAAGGCAAAUCUAGUUAAAUCUGUUGUAGCCAAUGUCACUCAGAGUACUAGUCGCGUUUGUGUACACAGAAAAACUAAGUGCUAUUGGUAAGGUCUUAGAGGAAUAGAGUGGCUUUGUUCUCUCCAAAGCUAAUCUGCCUUCCUAUAAAUAUCUAUAUAUACAGUAUAUAAAUAUGUAUUAAGACUCACUUUUCUGUGUUCAGUAUUGAUUAGUUGUGUACUGCUAUGUUCUACCAGUGUACUGACUGUAUUCUUGUACAUUCUGAUGUUGUUGAUCAUUUUGCAUUUCGUCCGCCACCGUGCUGCUGUUAAUUGUUUCAACAUUCAAGUCUGGACCAUAAGUGUUUAUUUUAUAAGCGGGGUGGGUUUUAAUUUUUUUUAAUGACAUAGGAUGUAUUUUACACUUAACUCUGCUUAACAAUAUAGUUAAACAGAAAAUAUAUAUUGAACAUGUAUCAAAAA
Trematomus bernacchii (emerald rockcod) is the source of this 5106-nucleotide messenger RNA. RefSeq names its product adhesion molecule with Ig-like domain 1 (gene amigo1). The coding region runs from base 500 to 2056 and encodes 518 amino acids. The record is from RefSeq and is a predicted model, not a curated record. NCBI's taxonomy places the organism in Eukaryota, Metazoa, Chordata, Actinopteri, Perciformes, Nototheniidae. Gene Ontology annotation, biological process: brain development. Gene Ontology annotation, molecular function: protein binding. The transcript has 2 exons.